This is a messenger RNA of Amoebophrya sp. A120, 1415 nucleotides long. The record is from the annotation of a GenBank genome assembly. Lineage: Eukaryota; Dinophyceae; Syndiniales; Amoebophryaceae.
AUGACGCUGGAUAAAGACGGACGAGAUGUAGUUUUUUCGUCUGACCUCUACCGCAUGCACUCCGGGGACUUCAUUUCGCAGUCUUUCGGGCCUCUUGGUCAGGGCGUCUCGGUGCAUCUUGACCAAGCACAGCAGGACUACUCCAACAAGGAGGAAACGUUUCCGCAGUUGGAAGUGCAUACAGGCCAUUUUCGCGAUGGGGUUUUGAUACGGGGUCUGAAGCAACGCGGCCAAGUCGUGGAGGUCGGGAGCUUUUCUCGUCUGGGAGAAACACGAACCGGCCUCGACCGGGAUUCGUUCAGAGUACGUAAGACGUCUUCACCUAGUACGGGGGCACACGGUUACAUAGUCAUCGACGCGAGAACUGGCGCUUUAAUAUUGCGAGACGAAGGCGAUGAUGAUGAGGCUGAAAAAUGGGCGUUCUCGAAAGCAAAGACACAGCCUCGUUCAACAAGUGCAGCUGUGGCAACAGCUGAUACUGCGAACAAGGAGCGCCCUGCCGACGAAGCUCUGUCACCUGGUAGGUGGACGACCCGAGGAAGGGCAUGGGAAAGAACGUGGUCCUCGAGGGCGCGCCGUGCAGAUGCCAGCAAAAAUGUUCUUUCCUUGCAGAUGGUGCACCACCAGCUGCCAUCAUGCUCCACCCGAAGAUCUCGAAGUGAGCAGGGCGCGUGUGCUGGUUCACCGCAGAAUGUUGUACCUCCACCUGAUGCUGGCAGCUUGGAUCAGAUCAUGCAGGAGGUCAUCAACCGUAAGACCGUCAGCAGGGAUGAAGCCGCAGCUGAAGGUGAAGAUCAUGAUCAACACGUUCUUUUUGAGAUUGCGUUACAGCCGUGGUUAUCAAAUGUAAAAAUGUCUGGGUCUGGAAGAGUGUGGCGCUGUUUAUGCGUGACGGAGAAUGUCUGGCAUGCAAGUCCUAGCAUCACAGGUUUUGAGCUUGUUUCGCAAUGCUUAAUCCGCAUGGCAAGUUCCCUCUCUGAGUGAGGACAAGAAGUGAGCAGCUUUUGCAGUCCAUGCAUAACAGAUUUUUGUCUGGUCGAAAAUGCGCAUCAGAAGUUUACAUGUUUCCAGACCCAGACACGUUUGCAAUGCAUAGUGGUGUCGCGGGUUUUUGGGGAAUGAUCUGCAUCUUCUACUACACCGCGAAUUUGGAGACGUUCUUGGUAAGCGGGUUGCUCUUCCCGCCGAUGAGGCUGCUAGGGAACGAAUGCUGCGGAUCUUCCUUUGUGAGGACGGACGUUAUAGUCGGGGGGCGCCGGGCAUUCAUUACCUUGAGGAGCUGCGCUCAGAGUCAGACGACUUGGUCGUGGCCGCCGGCGUGAAAAAAGGACAGGAGGGCGGACGAACGCCUCCUUGUUCCCCGGAGGCUAGUAAUACUAGCUCGGGGGAAGGAAUCUCUAGGGAAAAUAGUGCGG